Molecule: messenger RNA, 219 nt
Organism: Caenorhabditis briggsae
Lineage: Eukaryota; Metazoa; Nematoda; Chromadorea; Rhabditida; Rhabditidae
Exons: 1
Coding region: 1-219 (72 amino acids)
Source: RefSeq, a predicted model, not a curated record
AUGCACAUCGCACUCGACCUGUCAGUUUUGGAAAGAAUGUAUGAGAAGUUGGUGGAAGAUGUGGUGCCGAGGGAUGUGUACGAUGAGGCCCAACAAAUAGUGUUUGAGAAAAUGAGGGAGAUCUCGUAUCCCGAGUAUUUGAGGAGCCCAAUGUAUCGAGAGUUGUUGGCCAAGCUUGAAAAUGAGGAAGAGGGAAAAGCCGUAUCUAUAUAUUCUUGA